AUGCUUCGGCACUCAAAACAGGAGCAGCAGAUGUGUCGCAAGAUGCCCGGCACGUAUCUUGGCUACGUGUGCGAUCAGCACGAUGGGCGUUGCGUUAUCUGCGACCUGCAGUUUGACGAGGUGCUCCCUUCAAUGCGGGAGGUGCACGUGUGUGACGACUGCGGCUUCGGCAAGGAGGGCGAGGAGCGCUGUGUCAUGUGCAACUCCGGCAAGACGACGGAAGUGGCGUACUACUGUCAGUACUGCGUCGGGCUCGGUAAGGACCGCGACGGGUGCCCACGCGUGCUGAACCAGAACAGGCAUCAGCGCAUGGCGGCCGUGCGCACACGGUGA
This is a messenger RNA of Trypanosoma grayi, 333 nucleotides long. RefSeq names its product PHD finger-like domain-containing protein 5A. The record is from RefSeq and is a predicted model, not a curated record. NCBI's taxonomy places the organism in Eukaryota, Euglenozoa, Kinetoplastea, Trypanosomatida, Trypanosomatidae. The coding region runs from base 1 to 333 and encodes 110 amino acids. The transcript has a single exon. Gene Ontology annotation, biological process: mRNA splicing, via spliceosome. Gene Ontology annotation, cellular component: precatalytic spliceosome; U2 snRNP; catalytic step 2 spliceosome.